Messenger RNA from Gopherus flavomarginatus (Mexican gopher tortoise), 5971 nucleotides. It is a transcript of the gene SHISA4, whose product is annotated as shisa family member 4. NCBI's taxonomy places the organism in Eukaryota, Metazoa, Chordata, Testudines, Testudinidae. Bases 337 to 942 code for a protein of 201 amino acids. The record is from RefSeq and is a predicted model, not a curated record. The transcript is spliced from 5 exons.
ACGAGGCACACACAGACACACACGGGGAGAUACGCUGGGCGCGCACACACAUACAUGCACACACUGGACACGCAAACACACACUGACGGUGACAGCUCUCUUUGUCUGGGGUCUGACUCCGGACUGGCCUUGGCCACCGCCUGCGCUGGACACGGCUCUCGCAGCCCUGCGGCAGGGGCCGGGUUAAGCCGGCCCGGGAGGAGGGGGCGGCGGGGUUGGAGCUGCCGCUGUCUGUAGGGUUCCCUGCGCCGCGGGCCCGGGGCGGAUCGUUCCGCCUGCCCGCCGCGCACCGUAUCACCACCGGCCUCCUGGUGCUUCCAGGGGAGCGGGAGGAGGAUGGGGAAUGGGGGCCCCCGACCCGCCUGGCCCCUGCUGGCCAUGGUGCUCUUCAGCCUGACCACCUCUCUGGGCUUGGCGGAUGAAGACUGCCUGUGGUACCUGGACAAGAAUGGCUCAUGGCACCCUGGCUUUGAAUGCAACUUCUUCACCUUUUGCUGCGGCAAUUGUUACCAGCGCUACUGCUGCAUCGACCCCCUGAAGCUCAUCACGGAGAGGCAGCAGAAGCACUGCCUUGCUUUCAGCCCAAAGACCAUCGCUGGCAUUGCCUCAGCUGUCGUCCUCUUCGUGGCCAUCGUUGCCACCAUCAUCUGCUGCUUCAUGUGCUCCUGCUGCUACCUAUACCAGAGACGGCAGCACAUGCGGACGCCCUUCCAAGGCCAGGAAAUCCCGUUGUCCAGCUACCCAGCUCAGCCACCAUUCACCUACCCUGUGGAUCCCAAAGCAGGACCUGCAUCCCCCCAGCCAGGCUAUGCCCCCAUGGCCAUGUAUCCACCCACUGCCCCAGCUGCACAAUAUCCGAUGUACCCAGCAGGGCCCCCACUGUACAACCCAACAGCACCCCCACCCUAUCUCCCACCACAGCCCACCUACCCUGGAGCCUGAGGAGACCCCAGAGAGACUGCGGAGUCAGCGCCUUAUGCCCUGGACUGUGAGCUUAUGAGCCCCUGCUGCGGGCUUCUCUGCUGCAUUGUGACUCCUGUGAACCUCAGACACCUCGUGCUUGGUCCCAGACUAGCCAUUGCCACCUUCUCCCUCAGCAAAGCGGUGCAGUACACCCCCUUCCCUCUCCUGCCUGCUUCACUGAGGGACCAUGCCAAUUAGGGUCCACCUGUGGUCCCCUGGGUAUGACAAGUGGGUCCCCCCAGGGCAUGCCAAAUGGGGUCCCCCUGAAGUCCCUUGGACAUGAUAAGUGAGUCUUUCCAGUGCAUACUGAAUGGGGUACCCCCACAGUCCCCUGGGCAUGCAAAGUGGGGUACCCCAGGAUGUGCCAAGUGCGGCACCCCUGCAGUCCCUGGGCCAUUUCUGAGUGUCACAGCUCUGUCUGGCCUUAGUGAGGGAGGCUGAGUUCUGAGGGACCAAAAUACACAACAUGAGCACAAAGGAAGCUCUUGUGCAGCCACACACUGGCUCCUUUGUGGGACGAGUUCCCUCUGCUGAAGCUGCCUCUGCAAAGGCUCCACCUCAUCUCAGCGCUCACAGGCACCAGGAUCUCAAUAGCCCAAUUGUGAGGGGCAGCAGUGCCCUGUUGGCAUGACCCUGGUGUGACCAUGGGCCCCUUCUCCUCCUGGCGUAGGCCAGCCCUUCCCAAGGGGCAGGUUAGCCUGAGAAUGAUUGCCAUGGAACCAAGGUCUGGGGGGCUCCUAGGCAGCACCUCCUGUGGCAUGGUGCAAUUUCUCCAAACCUAGCACGAGGGCCCUGUCCAUUUGCAGCUGCAGCAGGACAGUUGCACGCUGCAGGCACUGGGGCAGGGCAGGGUGCCACUUGGCAGGCACCCAUAGUCCUGUUACUCAGUGGGGCCUGGUACAGCUCAUUGCUCCCAGUGGGCUUCCUCCCAAAGGAGAAACCUCACAUUAGGAGCUGCCAUUGCAGCCUGCAUGGGGCCGGGCAUAGCACACUAACAGAUGGCCCCACACUGCACUUGGGUGUCCAGGAUCACUUGCCAAGGCCAGUCCCUCCUCUCAGGGCCCCUGAAUGGCAGGAGGCUCCUGCUUCCAUCUGGCAUCUGGCCAGCAUCACACAGCUCAGCCCCACAAAACAAGUGUGACCAUUGCUCUCGCAGGUGAGCCGCAGCCCCCAUGCUAUUGCAUCCUCUGUUCACUGGCCAAGGGGGCCCCCGCUCACACCAUGCUGCCCCCAGGGAGCAGUGGCAAGGUUAGGGGCUCACUGCGUCCAGGUGGCUCAUGGGGGUAGUGGCAGGGGAGUUUACACUCAAGCUUCACAGGAGUCCCCGAGCUGGAGUGGGAAUUUCCCUGGAGAAACACCAUCUCACCCCCCUGAUCAGUGCCACCCUUCCUGACCCUCAGACUAGAGAUCCCACCCCCACCCCCAUGCACAUGGCAGGGCAGAGGGAAACUCUGCCUCCUCCCCUGCAGGCCGGGUUGGCUUCCCAGCCUGUCUCUUCCUCUCCUACUUUCCCUGCUCUACAAGUGGACAAACCUGUGACUGACCCUUCCCCAGGUGCAUUGGGGUCCCUGGAAAUGGGUAACAGAGAUCAGUUCUCACCUUGUGUAUAGUGCCAGGGCACUAACUGUGGGGUCCCUGCCCAGCUGGCCAGGGUCAUUUGGGGUUAUUGCUCCUUCUAGUUCACUUCAGUACAGUAUUUGAGGCUGUUUACUGCCCUUUCCCUGGGGGAGACAGGAGGGCCUCUAGGACAGUUGGGCAGCCUGGGGCCAUGGCCAGGUCACUGGGAAGCUAGGUGCGCAAGAUUUGAUCACUAGUCCGGCCUGUCCUGCCCUAGACCCUGCUCUGUUAAGUCAGACUUGCUGGCCCAUCUGGCCUGUGCCCUGCCACCUCAGACUCAGCCUGUCUAGGCUGCUGGCUCACCUCUGCCAACAGCUGGUAUUUGGUGCUUCAAAGGAAAGUCACCUGGCCAAUUGUGUGAUACUGCCCUAAGGAUUUCCCCUCCCUGAUGCCUGCACUGAAGCCCAGAUUUUGCUUUUCCCCAAGAAGCAGGAGUAAGGCUUGGAGGCAGGAGGUGAGCUGCCUCAUCACCCUAUGUGUGGUGGCCUCCUGCUCCAGCCAUGCACCCCCCUCCUGCUGCCUGGAGCCAUGCAGCAGCCACUGCUGUGCUGCCAUAGCUGGAAUGACAAGUGUGUCCAUCAGUGUGCACUAAAAACCUGAUUAAACCUGUUCAUAGGUAAAUGCCUUCUGUGUUCUGGAACUUGAAGAGUGCAGGGUGAGGCCUGGCAGGGGCAGGGACCAUAUUCAGCCUGGCUUGAGGUACCAUUAAACAUCCCAGCCACUGAGCAAGGAGCAGGGACAGACUCUUGGCCUUCAAGGCCCUCUGGCUGAGGGGAGGAGGCUGCAUUAUGGGGUGUGACAAGAGCUCAGCUGGAAGGGUGAGUUUCUUUUACAUAGUCCAUGACAACGGGCCCCCAGAGGGACACAGUCAAUGUCUCUGCCCUCAGCUGCUCAGGAGGCAAAUUCCAGCAUGAGCGUCCCGAGCAGGCAGAGUGCUCCUACACCUGCCUCCCCGUGCACAGGGCAUCACCCCAGCAGGGCUAGGCAUGGCACAUCAGGGAGUCACCUCUCUUGGGCUCCCCUGUGGUGAGAAUGUGUGUGAGGGUGCUGUCAGGCUCUGGCAGAGUCAGCCAAGCUCCUGUCCUCUUGUCCCUGGGCCUCCGAGCUCGGCAGGAAAGCCUCUUCCCUCCUCCCAUAGCAACGGGGCUGAUUCAAACACUUUAGGUUAGUCAUCUCAGGGAGCCCAUUGUCUUCUUAACACAGUCACCUUGCGGGGGCACAGCAGGACCCCACUGAUGGGAGACAGCAUAGUGUGGUGGACAGGACACAAUAGCACACGAGGGUUCUGUUUCCAGCUCUGCCAUUGCCUUGUUGUAUGACUUUGAGCAAAUCUCUAUGCCUCUGUUUCCCCAUCCCCAUUUGUCUUGUCUGUUGAGACUGUAAGCUCUUUGGGGCAGGCCCUACCACUCACCAUAAGAACACAAGAAAGGCCAUACUGGGUCAGGCCAAAGGUCUAUCUAGCCCAGUAUCCUGUCUUCUGACAGUAGCCAAUGUCAGGUGCCCCAGAGGGAGUGACCAGAACAGGUAAUCAUCAAGUGAUCCAUCCCCUGUCACCCAUUCCCAGCUUCUGGCAAUCACAGGCUAGUGACACCAUCCCUGCCCAUCCUGGCUAAUAGCCAUUAAUGGACCUAUCCUCCAUGAACUGUGAACUAUGUGUCUGUGCAGCAUGUGGCAUUCUGCAGGGCUCCAGGGGCUACUGACAGAUAGUAACCCUAGUAGUCUCUUAUGUGAAAGCAACAAAACCACUUCAUACUGAAUUUGGCGGAUUUGUGUGGGGCUGAUACCUGUCUGCCAUAUACCCCCCCAUGUAUCACACACUCCCAGAUGCGAGAGGCAGCAGCAUCAAACUGACGGUGUGUGUCUCCACAACUACCCUCUGGGGAAUGGGCUCACAUCUGCACCAGUGCCCUCUGCUGGGCUAGGACCAACUUGCUCAAGAUGCAUCCGUACAAGCUGGCUCCCGCAGUUGGAUGAAAUGUAGGCCAGCAGUGAUUGCAUGUUGUCUGACCUCCUGCAUAUAACAUGGACCAUCACAUUUCACCCAGUAUAUCCUGAAGUGAGACUUUAUCUUGUGGAAGAGCUAGCAGCGGUUCCUCAACUGCACUGAUUCUUAAAGAUGGUUGUGAAGUGAAUGAAUGCCACAUGGAGCUCACAUCCCAAUGAGGGAGCCACUGAGCUAGAACAGUUCUUUUAGACCAGUGGUUCUCAAACGUUUCUUCUGGUGACACCUUUCACAUAGCAAGCCUCCAAGUGCGCCCUCCCCCCCCAUAAAUUAAAAACUCUUUUUAAAUAUAUUUAACGCCAUUAUAAAUGCUGGAGGCAGAGCAGGAUUUAGGAUGGAGGCUGACUGCUCAUGACCCCCCAUGCAAUAACCUUGCGACCCCCUGAGGGGUCCCGACCCCCAGUUUGAGAACCCCUAUGUUAGAAAGAUACCCACACUUCAUUUAAAAACACCAAGUGAGGAGAAUCCACUACAGCUCUAGGUGAGUUGUUCCAAAGAUUAAUUGCUCUCACUGUUAAAACGUGUGCCUCCUUUACAGCUUCACCUUCCAGCCACUGGCUCUUGGGUCUUUGUGUGCUGGGCUGACCAGCCCUCCAGUGUCAGAAAUCUCCCUAUGCUGGCACUUACAGAAAGCAAUCAAGUCACCUCUUAAACUUCUCUUUAGUAAACUAAAUACAUAGAGCUCUAACUGUGAUGCAGGUUUUCCAGACCUGGAAUCUUCCUUGGAGCAAUUUGCUGAUCCCUUUCCAAUGUUUCAACAUCCUUUUUGAAAAGUGAAUGCAGUAAGGUCUCCCCAGCACUGUACUGAGACGCACCUUCCCACUCCUGCUCAGUAGGCCCGUGGACAAAUCGCACGGUCAUGUGAUUCCUUUUAGCCACAGCAUUGCUCUGGCGGGUCUGGGUGCUCACGGUCUGCUGGUGUCCACCAUGACCCUUAAGCCCUUUGCAUUUGUCUAACUUCAGCUUCCAGACACUUAAUCUUGUACUGCUUUUGCCUGCUAUAUUAAAGAGCCCUCUAUCAGAAGAAAUCUACGGCCCAUAUUGGUUCUUAUUGACUGGGAUCAACAAAGCCAUAGAUAGGUGUCUAGGCUCCCUAUGCAAUGAAUGGGGAGAGCUAGGUGCCUUAUGGUAUGUCUACUCUGCAGUUAUACACCCCAGGCUGGCCCCUAUGAGCUACUUCAGGCUUGCUGGGCUGGGUUAAGGGGCUGUGUAAUUGCGGAGCAGAUGUUCUGGGACCCCCAACUCGCAGGGUCCUGGAGCCUGGGCCCCAGCCCAAGCCCAAAUGCCUACAUCACAAUGAAACAGCCCCUUUGCCCGAAGCAGCUGGCAGGGGCCAGCCGUGAGUGGAUAACUGUAGUGUAGACAUACCCUUAGAAUGCCACGCACACA